Molecule: messenger RNA, 538 nt
Organism: Apaloderma vittatum (bar-tailed trogon)
Lineage: Eukaryota; Metazoa; Chordata; Aves; Trogoniformes; Trogonidae
Gene: HYI
Product: hydroxypyruvate isomerase (putative)
Exons: 6
Biological process (GO): glyoxylate metabolic process
Molecular function (GO): hydroxypyruvate isomerase activity
Source: RefSeq, a predicted model, not a curated record
GAUCCACCUGAUGGCUGGGCGGGUUCCGCUGGGCGCAGACCGGGCAGCAGUGGCAGGGGAGAUGGAAACCACCUUCACUGAGAAUCUCCGAUAUGCUGCUGACCUCCUGGCCCAGGAAGACAUGGUUGGGCUGGUGGAGCCAAUUAACAACCGCAUCACUGACCCUCGCUACUAUCUGAACACCCCACACCAAGCUGCUGCCAUCCUGGAGAAGGUGGGACGGCCCAACCUGAAGCUGCAACUGGACCUCUUUCAUUGCCAGAUCAUGGAUGGGAAUUUGUCACACAACCUGAAGACAUACUUCCCACUCAUCGGUCACAUCCAGAUUGCACAGGUGCCAGGGCGGCACGAGCCCGACAGUGCUGGGGAGUUGAACUUCCCUUAUGUCUUUGAGCUCCUGGAGUCUCUCGGCUACAGUGGCUACGUGGGGUGUGAGUACGCUCCGAAAGGAGACACGCUGGAAGGUUUGGGCUGGCUGCGCUCAUACUGGGAGAGACGAGGGCUGCAGCGUGGCAGCACUGGCAAGGCAGCAGAGUAA